CCCUGCCCUCCUCCCGGGUUGGGUUCCUGUUGACUUCCUCGCUCGUCGGGAAGCGGUGCUCCGGAGAAUGGGGCUUUGUCGCUGGGACCCCGCCAGGAAGGAUGUCCGGUCUGCACUGCCGCAGGGUGUGAGCGCCGGUCCGAGCGCGGGACGUCCACGCCGGCCACUCUCAUCCGCAGCCCUGCAGGACCGCAGCGGCUCGGCGGAGGAGGGAAGGAGACACUAAACCCGCGGGGAGACGCGUCUCUUCCCCCCCCCCUCCCCACACCACCACCCCUCAUCGAAGGGUGGGGGGACAGCAGGCGCGCUGGAGGAAGAGAGGAUGAGCGAGGGGGAAGGGGCAGAGGUGGCCCAGGUCCCCGAGGAGGAGCUCCUGAGCUGGGACAAGGAGCGGCUGGUGCUGAGGCUGCGGAGGGCGGAGGAGGAGAAGAUCGCGGCGCUCGUCCAGCGCGGCCGCCUGAUCCGCCAGGUGAACGGGCAGCUGCGGGAGCACCUGCUGGAGGUCCGGGAGCUGAAGGCGGUCAACCGCCGGCUGCAGGAGGAGAACCGGCAACUGAGCGAGCUCUGCUGCUUCCUGGACAACGACCGGCUGAAGGCGAAGAGGCUGGCCCGGGAGUGGCAGCAGCUGGGCAGGCACGCCGUCCGGGUGCUGAGGGAGGACGUGAGCGACUACCUGGGCAGGCUGGCCGAGCUGGAGCGGCUGCAGGGCGCCCUGGUCACCGAGAACCUCCAGCUGAAGGAGCUCUGCCUGGCGCUGGACGCCGAGGCCAGGACCACCAGCGACGGCGGCAGCCCGGCGGGAUCCUCCGACCUCGGCGCGCCGUGCGGGGCCCGGGAUCUGGGCGACGGCAGCUCCAGCACGGGCAGCGUCGGCAGCCCGGACCAGACGCAGCCCGCCUCCUCCUGCGCCGGGGACUGAAGCGGGGCGAGGCGCCGGCUCCAGCUGACCGACCGCCGAGCCAUGCGUGGGAAUAACGCGUCCCUGGUUCUGAAUUGGGAGACCGUGUCCCGGGACAGUUGGAGACCGUGUCCCCCGGAUACCGGAGACCGCGACGAGACAAUGUGAGACUAUGGAUGUGGGAGACACGCGGUCCAGAAUUUAGGGAGAUGGCAUCCGGGAUAGAGGUGAGACUGUGGCCCGGGAGUUUGGGAGAUGGUAACCCAGGAUAUGUGAGUGAGACUGUGCACAUCCCGGGACAUCGGAGACUGUUCCAGAAUGUCGGAGACCGUGGCCCAGGACACUGGGAGAUGGUGUCCCGGAUAUGCAGCAGGCGAGACCAUGUCCCAGGAUAUUGGAAGUCUACGUCCCGGGAAAUUGAACAAGGUGCAACCGAGCCAAAUUGAGACGGAGUCCCUGGACGUUUUGAGAUGAUGUGAGACUGUGGCCUGGAUGUCUGGGAGGUGUUGCCCCAGGGUGCGCAAAGCUGUGGCUGGAACAUUGGGAGAUGGUGAGCCAGGAUAUGACAGACUCUGGCCCGGGAUUUUGGGAGAUGGAACCCUGGGAAAAUGGUAGAUGGUAUCCCAGGAUAUAGGUGAGACUAUGCCCUGGUAUAUAAGGAGACUAUAGGCGAGACUAUGGCCUGUGACGAUGGUGUUCCGUGGUGAGACGGUGUCCCGGGAUAUAGUUGAGACCAUAUCCUGGAAUAUUGGGCGAUGGCGUCCUGGGAUAUGCAAGAGGUACUUGAAAUGUUUGAUGGGACAUUAGUGAAGACCAGGACGUGCCUGACACCCUGUGGCCCAGGCAUACCACCUUCCCCUGCUCCCCUCUGGAUCAAGGGCAGGCUGGCCUCCACUCCAGUUCUGCGGGCUCUGCUGAGACACGGGGGGGGGGGCCCUCCCACAGACAGGGUGGGGCGGGGGGGGGGCAGGAGAGACGGGAGAGAAGAUGACAAGGCGGGGCACUCCUUCCAGCACCCACACGGAGCCUCACCGCCUGUUCCCCGUGGCAGGCACCCGCCCCCCCCCCGGCCAGGUCGUCAAUCCCGCCCCGAAGGCUCCCUCGCCUUGAGCGGAGAUCGGCCGGCAGCCGGCGGGGAAACGCUGCGCUCUUCUCAACGAAAGUAAUGUUCCCACCACCGGGACCUCUGCCCGUCACAGGGGCCAGAGUAGAGUGCCCACAGCCCGAGCAGACUCAAUGGGCCGAACGGUCUUCUGGGUGGAGGACACGGGGAUGCCAUUAUCGAAGGGAGGGUUGGAGAAGGUCGGGAAGGAGUUGACAAAAUUAUCCUGGAAAUGGAAGGGUUAAUGUAUGAGGAGCCUUUGACGCUCUGAGCCUGUACCCGCGGGAUGGGGCAUCUCAUUGAAACCUGCUGACCGUCGAAAGGCCGAGACAGAGUGGAUGUGGAGAGUGGGGAUAGCGAGGAGUCCGGGAUCAGAAGGCACAGCCUCAGAAUGUGUCUUGAGACGAGGAGGAAUUUCGUUCGCCAGAGGGCUGUGACUCUGUGGAAUUCAUUGCCACGGGCAGCUGUGGAGGCCAAGUCUUUGGGUACAUUUAAAAACUGGGGGACUAACAAUUGACGGUCUCCUCCCUGGUGGUGCGGACAUUGAAUUCCCAAACCUCCGAUAACCCCCACCCCCGCCGCCGUCUCUUUUCUCCCUCUCUCCUCCUGAUCCACUCAAUCAUCUCACCUCUUUCACCUCCCCUUCCCCCUCCGCCUGCCCAUCACCCGCGCAUAGGUUUCCCGGCCCCCCUCACUCCUGCUGUCCCACGCCCCACGUUCCCCUCCUAUCCGAUUCCACUUUGGCCCUCUGUCACCUCUGCCAUCACCUAUGCUGUAACUAAAUGUUAUAAUAAUGUGCAACACACAUCAAAGUUGCUGGUGAACG
Molecule: messenger RNA, 2826 nt
Organism: Mobula hypostoma (lesser devil ray)
Lineage: Eukaryota; Metazoa; Chordata; Chondrichthyes; Myliobatiformes; Myliobatidae
Gene: ccdc85b
Product: coiled-coil domain containing 85B
Exons: 1
Coding region: 323-919 (198 amino acids)
Biological process (GO): negative regulation of DNA-templated transcription
Cellular component (GO): nucleus
Source: RefSeq, a predicted model, not a curated record